AGCUCUCUUCCCUGGAAGCACAGCACUGCAGUUUUUGAGACUCUCCUUGUGCUCUUCUGUGCAUUUUUUGCCAUCAUCGUAACUCUCUAACGCUCUCUUUAAACACUCAGGCUGGCAAUCACUGACCCUGCAGGGAUUAUGGAGUUAUCACUUAUGGCAGCACAGCAUUUCCCGGUUGUGAGCGGGGCCUUCAUGGAUUCUCCGUAUAAUGGAAACACGUCCCUGCAGACGUCCACCUCCAACCUCAACGCCGGCUACUCCCGACCCUCAGAAGCAGAGGAUGAUGGGAAAGUGUCAAGCGACACCAUUUGGCUGUGGAUCGCUGUGCUGGCCACCAUUGGAAACAUAGUGGUGGUGGCUGUGGUCUGUGCCUGUGCCUUCUGACGAGAUGAAGAGGAGUAAAAACAAAAGAAAGACACUGCUGCUGGUGGAUAAUGGGAAGUCUUGUACAUCAUGAGAAUAUAUAUUUUUCUUCAGAGACUAUGUAAAAUAGCCUUACUUUCAGAUUGAUGGCCGUGGACUAAUGGAAACCUGAUCUAUAUUUUGGGUUUUAAACAGGAAUUUGCAUGAGAUUCUUAAUUCAAAAACUGCAGACACUUUCAACAAACAGAAGAAAUUAAUAAAAUGUUUAUUGAUUUAUAUUACAGAAAAAAUCUGAUAAAAAAUACUAUUGUGUAUUUUUUCUGUAAAAAAAUGAUGGUCAAGUAGAAAAGAAGGUUCAUGAUGGGACUUCCAGAAUUGCGACCAGAUCUUACUUAAGUUGGAAACCUCACACUGACCAAGCAAGACCACAAACAGAUUGAUACCAGACAUUUAUAUACUUCUGUGCUAACAAUCUUCAAUCACAAUCCUCACGCUAAAGCAAAAUAGCACAAUAUAACUCUCUAAAUAAAGCCUCCUCCCUUCCCUUUUCCCCAAGUAAAUACUUAAAGAAUUACUUUUAUUUUGAACUUGUUGUUUUAAUCAUCAGAAAAGUCAACCUUGGCUUUCUGAAACUGUUACGCCAAAGUGAAAUAACAAUCAGAUAUACUCGUCCUCAGGUUUGCCCUUCAUGGCUUGAGCUGCUUCGGGGUUACAGGAAACUUUAUUUUCCACCACCACGUGAACACCACAUUAACAUUUUUUUUAAUGAGCACCGUGCCCAGAGCCAUUUACUAAAUUUAUGCAUCCUGCAUCCAGGUUGAAAAAGUGUUGGCAUUAAAAUAAUAGCCUAGUGUGCUUGCCAAUGGUCAGUUGGUUACGCAAGUCAAGCUGGUGUUAUAUAAACCCUUUCAAUCAUGGUUACACAUGAGCUCAGCGGAAGUCGGCAUCAGAAAUACGAGGAUUAGACAUGAUCGUAGCUUGAUCUCUCUCACGGGACAGAAAGUGAUCCGCUGCUGUAAAGGAUUUACAUCGUGCACAAUUCAGGUUUAGUAAGAAGAGGCCAGACGUUUAAGAACAUUGUAUGACAUCCUGAUCAUAGUACUGACCUCAAACCUGUUGUGUCUGGACUAUUCUUUUCUAUUCCACUGUUUUAACCUGAGUUUGUAAGCACUGGUUUUAUUUGCUCAACUAAUUAGAAUAUGGCCAAUAAAAGCAAUUGACCCUCACAAUGACUUCCCUUGAUUACCUUCACUGGGCCGCAAUCCAUAACGGUUAAAGCCAGCAGAUAUUGCUCCAACAUAUUAGCAAGUUUAGCUGAU
This is a messenger RNA of Labrus mixtus (cuckoo wrasse), 1682 nucleotides long. RefSeq lists its product as uncharacterized. The transcript is spliced from 2 exons. The record is from RefSeq and is a predicted model, not a curated record. The coding region runs from base 139 to 384 and encodes 81 amino acids. Lineage: Eukaryota; Metazoa; Chordata; Actinopteri; Labriformes; Labridae.